AUCCCACCCGCAAUGGCGAGCCCGCCGAUAGCGACCUUCUCCAUCGGAUGGAUUGCCGCUUUAUCACACGAAUUGACCGCAGGUCGUCUCAUGCCGGAUAAGGAAUAUCCAGAUGCACCAGAAGACUUUGACCCGUCUAGCUCUGACACCAAUACAUACACUUUUGGUCGAAUAGGCCGGCAUCAUGUGGUUAUCGCUGUACUUGGUACUGGCGAUUAUGGCCUUGUCUCUGCAGCCGAGACAGCCUCGAGGCUCAGUGCAUCAAUGCCGCACAUUCGGAUAGGUCUUAUGGUUGGCAUUGGUGCUGGUGUAAGUAUCAGCAAAAACGUACGACUUGGAGACAUUGCGGUCAGCGAGCCAAUUGGCACCCACGGCGGUCUCAUCCAGUACGACUUGUUCAAGGCGGCCGUGGAGAGUGGCAAUCCACACGAUCAGCGCACCGGGUUCCUCAGUCGGCCUCCACGAGCACUUUUGACGGCUCUGCAGAAGCUGAAGUCCUCUCACGACAUGGAUGAAUCGUUUAUCGAAGAGCACAUCGAGCACGCCUUUCAAAGACGCCCGAGGUUGAAGAAGUCAUUUGGCUUCCCUGGUCGUGAAAGAGAUCCGCAAGCAAGCGCCAAAAGCCGAGCGGAGGACGACUCAGACUCUCCAGAAGUUCACUACGGUAUCAUCGCAUCUGGCAAUGUUCUUGUGAAGCGCAGUCAAACGCGGGAUGCCGUUUUGGAUUCGCUCGCCACCGAGCACAUACAUCCUAUCUGCUUUGAAAUGGAAGCAGCUGGCCUGAUGAACACCUUCCCGUGCCUUGUCAUUCGUGGACUCUGUGACUACGCAGACGAGCUCAAAAAUGACGUGUGGCAGAAGUAUGCCGCGCUCGUUGCUGCAGCCUACGCAAAAGAUCUAUUGGGCCACGUUGACAAACGCGAGAUUGACACAGGCCCGCUUCUUGCCCAACUCCUCAAUGACAGUCAGUAUGGCAUAUCGAUUGAAGAUGAAAGAUUUGCUGAAACUAGGAAGUGCAGGCCAUCCACGAGGAUGUUAGUGAAGUCAAAAGCGAGACAGUCUCCAUGA
Molecule: messenger RNA, 1068 nt
Organism: Zasmidium cellare ATCC 36951
Lineage: Eukaryota; Fungi; Ascomycota; Dothideomycetes; Mycosphaerellales; Mycosphaerellaceae
Exons: 1
Biological process (GO): nucleoside metabolic process
Molecular function (GO): catalytic activity
Source: RefSeq, a predicted model, not a curated record